Molecule: messenger RNA, 1128 nt
Organism: Ipomoea nil (Japanese morning glory)
Lineage: Eukaryota; Viridiplantae; Streptophyta; Magnoliopsida; Solanales; Convolvulaceae
Exons: 1
Coding region: 1-1128 (375 amino acids)
Source: RefSeq, a predicted model, not a curated record
AUGCAUCACGCGCUCGGCCGGAACACCGCCAAAGAAGUCUGGGAGUCGGUCACAUCCGCAUUGGCAUCAACUACCCGAGCCCGCUGUCUGAGUCUUCUCGGGCAGUUUCAAACUUUGCGCCAGGGAGGAAGCUCACCGGCGAAAUAUCUUGGCAAAGCCCAGACUAUUGUUGAAGCACUCGCGCUGGCCGGACGGCCUCUGUCUUCGGAUGAACAAAUCCUGUACGUGCUGCGUGGACUACGGCCAGAAUUCCGAGCGAUGGCCAGCUCGCUCACUGUCUCCGGCAGCCCCGUCUCCUUGUCACAACUCGCCGAUCAUCUACAGGCGCAGGAGUUUAUCCACUCCGAUGACUUUGCAGUCGAGUCCGGCGCAGGAGGUAGUCCGUCGGCGUUCUUUGCGGGGCGUGGCAGAAAUAGCGGCUAUCACGGAUCGGUUGGCCGCGGUGGUUCCGGCGGCCGCGGACGGCAUGGUCGUGGCAGGGGGAACAACAACGGCCGAGGGCGCGGCGGCACACCCCGUUGCCAAAUCUGCAGAUCACACGACCAUACGGCCGUGUAUUGUUUUAAACGAUAUACGGAGCGUCCACAACCGAAUGCAGGUCAGGCUAAUAUUGCAGUGGCCGGUGAACCUCAGGUAGCCGAUGCCUGGUACCCGGACACGGGUGCCUCGUCUCAUGCAACUCCAGAUGAACAGAUGUUGCACCAUUCCGAGGCGUACAAUGGCGGGGACGUACUCAAAGUUGGCAACGGCGCAGGUUUGGAUGUUUCCCAUGUGGGUCAUGCAGUAAUCCCAUCCCGGUCUAAAAAUCUACAAAUGUCAAAUAUCUUACAUGUCCCGAAUCUGACUUUACCAUUGCUUUCUGUUUAUCGUUUUGCUAAUGAAAACGAUGUGUUUUUCGAAUUUCAUAAAGAUUUGUUUCUUGUGAAGGAUUCCAGCACCCAAACAAUUCUACUUAAAGGGCCAACCUCGGGCGGGUUAUACAAGCUACUGGUUCCCCGGUCUCACUUUGCGUUUCUCUCUGCCCGAGCGUCGUCACAGGUGUGGCAUCAACGGUUGGGUCACCCUCAACAUGAAGUCCUCCAGCGUGUCUUAAAAAGCUGCUCAGUUUUGCCAAAUAAAACAAGUUAG